AUGAAGCUCUCCCUCCUCACCGUCGCCGCUGCCGCCGGCGCUGCUGUCGCUGCUCCUGCCGCCGAGAUUGACACCCGUGCCGGAAGCGUCCAGGGCUUUGACAUCUCUGGCUACCAGCCAAAUGUUGACUUCAGGGCUGCCUACAAUGGUGGUGCCCGUUUCGUCAUGAUCAAGGCCACUGAGGGAACCACCUUCAAGUCCUCCACCUUCAACAGCCAGUACACCGGUGCUACUAACAACAAGUUCAUUCGUGGUGGUUAUCACUUCGCCCACCCUGACACCUCUGCUACCGCUCAGUGCGAUUACUUCCUCGCCAACGGUGGUGGCUGGUCCAACGAUGGCAUCACCCUCCCCGGCAUGAUUGAUCUCGAGGGAACCUCCGGCAAGCCCAAGUGCUAUGGCCUCAGCGCCAGCGCCAUGAUUGCCUGGAUCAAGGCCUUCUCCGACCGCUACAACGCCAAAACUGGCCGUUAUCCCAUGAUCUACACCUCUCCCGACUGGUGGCAGUCCUGCACCGGAAACACCAAGACUUUCGGUACCACCAUCCCUCUCGUCCUCGCCCGCUGGGCCUCCAGCCCUGGAACCCCACCAGGUGGCUGGCCAUACCACACCUUCUGGCAGAAUGCCGACACCUACCGCUUCGGUGGUGACUCUGAGAUCUUCAACGGUGGCAUGGACCAGCUCCAGCGCUUCGCCAAGGGUGGUUAAAUCAUUUCCACCAGCCUGUACAUAUCAUCAAACGGAGAUAAGAUGAGCGUGCAACCUUCGACAUCUAUCUCCAGUAUAUAUAUAUUAUGAAUCUAAGAACUUCAGAAUCAGACUCUUUUGAUAUAGUAGUUAGUGGGAACAACUGGACAUGUAGACUUUUGUAAAACCGACUUCAAUGUUAAGCGUAAAAUUGGAAUGUUGAAGUUGAAAGAAGGUGUGCCCGAGUGACCUAAAAAUAGAAUAACAUGACGGAAGAGGUAAAUCCGUGCCGAGCUAUCACGUGGAGGUUAGUCAUCACGUAUAAACUAUCUUCCGUUCACGCGUUUAAUUAAUAUCACAUGAUUCCCAGCCACCGCGUAAAGUCGCGACUU
This is a messenger RNA of Trichophyton rubrum CBS 118892, 1079 nucleotides long. RefSeq lists its product as uncharacterized. Gene Ontology annotation, molecular function: lysozyme activity. Gene Ontology annotation, biological process: peptidoglycan catabolic process; carbohydrate catabolic process; cell wall macromolecule catabolic process. The transcript has 2 exons. The record is from RefSeq and is a predicted model, not a curated record. Bases 1 to 708 code for a protein of 235 amino acids. NCBI's taxonomy places the organism in Eukaryota, Fungi, Ascomycota, Eurotiomycetes, Onygenales, Arthrodermataceae.